GCAACGUGGCCUGGUUUCAAAUUAAUCACCUUCUCACCAUUGUUAACUAUGCAGGAAAACUACUUGCAACUAUUAUUUAAAAAUAUUUUUUUUAAAAAGAAGUUUGCCUCCAAUGUGGAAAGGGAUGUCAGUGAAAGUAAUUCCUAACUUAAAAAGACUCAAAGAGUUUAUCUCGUCAAUUGUUAUGUGAUUGUAAAAAUGUCACAAUACCAGAGGCAAAUCUAGGAAAAUCUAGUCAGAAUAUAUACAAAAAAAAUCGAAUUCGUUAUAUUGAUACGCUUUAUUCUUUACUCUAUUUUUUGCCUGUAAGAACAAACCCAGGGUUCAACACGUAAUCGUUCAACAUUGGCUAAGGAAAUGUUACACAUGUUAGCACACAUGCUGUACUGGUUUGACUUUGAAUGGGUAACUUUAUGGACAGUACUGGAUCUGGUGCCAGCACUAGGGUAACCAUUGAUAGUCCCGCAUAGGAAACUAAAGAUGUUUCUGCACAACCCCAAUGAGAGAUGUCCUCCUCUGAGCAAUUGACAUAGGAAGAACAUCUCAUUGUUGAACCAUUUGGCUGAACCUUCUGCGUUUGACACCAGUGUUCAGUGGACACUAUGACUGCAGUGAAGACUUUUGUCCAUACAUCUUAACCCAGACAAAGGGCAUGUAAAUAUGUUCCGGCUCCGGUUUGUAAAUUCUUGCUGUCGUAGGCUCCUUCAUGUUGGGACAGGGAACACAGACCAGGUUCUGGAACAGCUGCUGGUUUGCUCAGACAAUAACCAGGUGCUUGAUCUGGUGGGCAAGAACAUAGCCAAGCUCACAGUGAACCAUGUCAGCUGUGCUGUGAGGAUGUUGUGGCACUUUGAGAGGGAAACAGAAGAUUUCCGCAGGAGGCUGGAGCCUAUUAACACCCACCCUCAGUUCUUGACCCUCAAGAUUUUGGCUCAAAAUAAAACAGUUCUGAUGGAUGAUCCUGUGUUGGUGGACACACUCUACAACUUUCUGAGAUUGCAUGUUGCUCCUCACGACUCUGUCAUUCAACAUCUGGUUUCAGAAGCAUGGUUAAGGUUGGAGAGUUUACCGAUCGCCAGCCUUUCAAAGUUUGCCAAUUGUCUAGUUGAUCACCACAAUAGAUGCAGUCGUCUUUUUGGCCAAAUCACCAGCAUCCUGGACAAGAAGCUGUCCUCCAUCACUGAAGCCAGGGUCCUCACCUCACUGAUGACAAGCACGUCUUUCCUUGUAUCCCCUCGGCUCCGAGAUGCCUUAAUUAGCAGAGCAGAUGAUCUUAUAGACAUAAAUAAUUGUGUCGACUUCUCCGAUCCUCGGAGAGUGGUGCAGUUCUUGCGUCAUCUUCAGCAUGUGGAUAUACCAAUGUUGGAAAAGUGCAACAAGAUAUUUAUGCAAAACGUUGCUUUUAUGAGUACAACUUACAUCAACAUGAUCCUGGAGUUCUAUAAGUCCCUCCAGUUCCACAACAGCGAGUUUAAUCUGGCUGCAAAACAACGACUGAUAGAACUGAUUGACUCAAGCACUGACCCAUUCUCUUUUUUUCAACUGUUUUGUGCAUUGGCUCCCAUGGGAAAUCCAAAACUCAGAGAAAGGUUGGAGAACACCGCCUUGCUGCUAGCAGACGAUCUCAGUGCACAUCAGGCUUUGUAUGUACUUACAUCAUUGAGAGAGAUGCAGAGCAGCAACCUGAGCUUAUUGAACAAAGUUGCAUCAGCAAUCCAGAGGAAUCUUCACAACUAUAAACCAAUAGAAGUGGCCAGAAUCACCACAUACCUUUACAGGCUGCACUACCAAAACCCUGAGCUCCUCACUGCGCUGAAAAACACCACACUAAAUUUUUUGCAGCAGAAGACAAUUCCACACGAGCUGGCUGCGCUAGUCCGGACCUUGUCAAUGCUGCCCAACCCGAGGCUGGAUCAGACAAUCAAGUCACGGUUGGAGGCAAUGAUACCACAGUGUAGUCUUGACGAUCUGAAGACCAUUGUCUAUGCUGUAGACAAAUGGAUAGAGAAAGAUCGGUCCUACUGCCACAAUACACCCGAUAAGUAUGUCCAUCUACUGCAAGCUGUGAAACGCCACGGAAAAGAGUGGCUGCAAAAAACUGAUCAGCUAGACGUAGUGCUAAGGGACCUCAGAUUUGUCCAUGGGAAGUGGUUUGAUGAAACUCUGCUCAAUGAGACAAUAGCCACUAUAGAGGGGAUGAUGGAUCAGAUAUGCUGGAAAACUGCUCCGAACCUGGCAACCUUCUUAUGGAAGAUGAAACACAUCUGCCCUCCUCUGCUGGACAGAAUUGUCAGUGUUGCCAUUGAAGACAUUGACAAGAUUCACUACACUUCCAUAUAUGCCCUACUGCGUCUCUACUCUCACAUGAAUUACGAUUCUGCACAAGUGGAAAAGCUGUUUGAGAUGUCCGUCCAGUACAUCACUCCUCACAUCAACUCCCUACACCCCCACCUGGUGGUUGACCUGUCUUAUUGCUUGGCUAAGGCUGGAUAUUUCCCCGAAGAACUGAUCAGAGCAGUCUUCUGUGUUGACUUUCUGAGAAAGCUGGAUUCACAUCUAGAAACCUUGUCUAAAUCCCUCAGUUGGUGGACGCGCCUGCACCUCAUGAAGCUCAAUCGAGCCGUGUGCAUAGAGUGUCCAGAGUUCCAGGUGCCAUGGUUUCAUGAAGAAUACUGCAAGUUUUACCAUCACACAGGCACCUUUUGUCUCAGCUCUGUUCAGCAGCAGAUCCACAGCAUGUUGGUUGAUAUCCUUGGAGGCGUUAACUAUGUUCGACCCGCAGUUAUCACGCCAUACUUUUACAUGUUCGACUUUGAAUGUAUACUGGACAAACACCUGCAGCCUUUGCCUUACAGUAAUGUAAGCACAUUGUCAAUAUCAGACAGAGAGAGGGUUCAGUGGGGGACCAGCUCACGGGACAUGGUUAUGCACACGUUGCCACCUGGAGCGCAGCGAGUCGCUGUGGUCUUCCUUAGUUCAAAGUUUUUCUGUAAAAACGCCCAUCACAUUAAUGGUGCAGCCAUGAUGAAAAAAAGACACCUGGAAAUCCUGGGAUAUCGCGUUGUUCAGAUCCCUCACUUUGAAUGGCACUCCAUGGAAUUUUCAUCACCAGAUGCUUGGAAGGUAUAUCUUCGGAAGAAGAUUUUUACAGAGAUUUCUUCUUGAAUGCCUUAAUAUUAAAUAUACAUGUAUGUGUGCAU
Cynoglossus semilaevis (tongue sole) is the source of this 3200-nucleotide messenger RNA. It is a transcript of the gene fastkd1, whose product is annotated as FAST kinase domains 1. The record is from RefSeq and is a predicted model, not a curated record. Gene Ontology annotation, cellular component: ribonucleoprotein granule; mitochondrial matrix. The transcript is spliced from 16 exons. Bases 661 to 3165 code for a protein of 834 amino acids. NCBI's taxonomy places the organism in Eukaryota, Metazoa, Chordata, Actinopteri, Pleuronectiformes, Cynoglossidae. Gene Ontology annotation, biological process: regulation of mitochondrial mRNA stability; mitochondrial RNA processing. Gene Ontology annotation, molecular function: RNA binding.